This is a messenger RNA of Colletotrichum fioriniae, 393 nucleotides long. NCBI's taxonomy places the organism in Eukaryota, Fungi, Ascomycota, Sordariomycetes, Glomerellales, Glomerellaceae. The record is from RefSeq and is a predicted model, not a curated record.
AUGAUUGAGGUUUUGAACGAGCCCGUCGCCUGGGAUCGCAAGGUCCAAUCGAUGCGAUCCGUCUUCUAUAAGAACGCUUACGCGGGAAUCCGUCAGGUCGAGAAAGACCUCGGUGUUUCUCGCAACAAUUACGUCCAUGUGCAGAUGAUGAACACCAACUGGGGCUCCGGGAACCCGGUUGAGUUCUUGACUGACACCUACUUCACUGCAUUCGACGAUCACCGUUAUCUCAAGUGGUCGUCGAGCGUGGCUGUUUCGCAUGAAAGUUACAUCUCGACCUCUUGCAAGGAUAACCGCAAUUCAGAUGCCGCUGGGCCUACCAUUGUUGGCGAGUGGAGUAUCGCAGUGCCAGACAACGUUGAAUCAACGGAUGGAUGGGCUCCAGCCAAGUAG